Molecule: messenger RNA, 3380 nt
Organism: Chelonoidis abingdonii (Abingdon island giant tortoise)
Lineage: Eukaryota; Metazoa; Chordata; Testudines; Testudinidae
Gene: ANKFN1
Product: ankyrin repeat and fibronectin type III domain containing 1
Biological process (GO): regulation of establishment of bipolar cell polarity; establishment of mitotic spindle orientation
Cellular component (GO): spindle
Molecular function (GO): protein binding
Source: RefSeq, a predicted model, not a curated record
AAAGAGGCUGAACCAGAGGCUGAACCAGAAAAGAAAGCAAAGCCAAUGUGAAAUAUUGAAUGAAGAUAGUGGACAAUUACUACCAACUUGUUCCCAGUCUGAAUUAUACAGCCUAAGCGGGAACUGCCACGUGAAAAUGACACAGCAAAUGCAGAACUUGAACCUUUCGCAGACAAAAAAGAACAGUGGGCCAUCUUCUCCGAAUGCUGCUAAACGACUGUAUCGCAACCUCUCUGAGAAGCUGAAAGGGAGUCACGCAUCAUUUGAUGAGGCAAAUUUCAGGGCCAGAUCAGAUCGACUUAGUCUCCGAAAGACUUCUGUGAAUUUCCAAUGCAACGAAGCUAUGUUUGAGGCGGUGGAACAGCAGGAUUUGGACGCUGUUCAGAUUCUCCUCUAUCAAUAUACACCAGAGGAGCUGGAUCUAAACACGCCGAGCAGUGAGGGAUUAACUCCCUUGGAUAUUGCCAUCCUGACAAACAACGUGCCUAUCGCUAAGAUCCUCCUGAGGAUUGGCGCAAAGGAAAGCCCACACUUUGUUAAUAUGGAAAGCAGGUCAAUGCAUCUGAGCACUUUGGUCCAGGAAGCCCAGCAGCGAGUGAGUGACCUGUCUGCACAAGUGAUGAAUGAAGGUCUUACUAUGGACAACACAGACAAAGAGAAGCAACUAAAAGCGUGGGAGUGGAGAUACAGGCUAUACAAGCGCAUGAAAGCAGGCUAUGAGCAUGCCAGAGCCUCUGAGGCGCCAACCAAUGUCUGUUUCAUAGUAACAAGCAGCACAUCACUCACUGUCACCUUCCAAGAACCUCUUAGCGUCAACUCGGCUGUAGUGACCAAAUAUAAAGUGGAAUGGAGCUGCUCUGAAGACUUUUAUCCGUUGGCUGGGGAAAUAAUCAUGGACAAUCUUCAGUCUUUGAGAUGCACCAUCACAGGCCUCAGAAUGGGCCAAAGUUAUUACGCUCGUGUGUCAGCAUACAACAUGAAGGGAUGGGGACCUUCACAGACUACCACUCCUGCCUGUGCUUCUCCUUCUAACUGGAAAGACUGCGAUGGCAGAGAACCUAGGCACUGGGGACAUACUGAAGCCCUGGAACGUCUCCUUCAGCAGGUUCGAGCGGCUCAUCAGCAUUAUAGUUACCGAGAAAGUUCUAAACUACAGAAUGCUGGUCGCAAGCAAUCAGUCUCCAGGAGCCUGAAGCAUCUUUUCCAUUCUUCAAACAAGUUUGUGAAGACUCUGAAACGUGGACUGUACAUAGCUGUCAUAUUUUAUUACAAAGACAACUUGUUAGUAACCAAUGAAGAUCAAAUCCCAAUUGUGGAAAUUGAUGACUCACACACCAGUUCCAUUAUGCAAGAUUUUCUGUGGUUCACAAAGCUGUCUUGUAUGUGGGAUGAUAUCAGAUGGCUGAGGCAGAAUAUGUCCAUAUCCAUGUCCUCAUCAACAGCACUUCAAGCCAGGCAAAAGAUGGUUUCGGCAACCGCACAGUUACAGAACUUGCUGGGAACUCACAACUUAGGCAGAGUUUAUUACGAACCGAUCAAGGACAGACAUGGCAAUAUCCUGAUAGUUACGAUAAGAGAAGUAGAGGCUCUCUAUUCAUUUUUUAAUGGCAAAUGGAUGCAAAUAUCCAAGCUACAAAGCCAGAGAAAAUCCCUUUCAACUCCCGAGGAGCCAACGGCAUUAGACAUCUUGCUCAUAACAAUCCAGGACACACUUUCCUAUCACAGAAGAAGCCAGCAGCGCCUCCCUCCUGGCUUGUAUCUGGGUUACCUGAAACUCUGCAGCUCCGUAGAUCAAAUCAAAGUCCUUGUACUGCAAAAGCUGCCCAACAUUCUGUGUCAUGUUAAAAUUCGAGACAACAGCAAUGUUUCCAAAGAUGAGUGGGAAUGGCUCCAAAUGCUUUCUGGCUUGGAAUCGGUGGAAAGUGUGGAUCAUGCUUCAGAUUGCCCUACUCGGUUGUUCUAUGAGCUCCAGAUGGCAGUGAAAGCUCUGCUCAAACAGAUCAAUCUACCUCUGCGACAGGCUAAGCACUUCCGUCUGUAUACACAGGAGGUGUUGGAGCUGGGUCACAAUGUCUCCUUUCUUCUCCUGUUCCCCGCCUCAGACGACGUCUGCACUGCCCCAGGACAGAAUAAUCCUUACACCCCACAUUCAGGAUUUCUUAACCUCCCUCUUCAGAUGUUUGAACUCGUUCAUUUUUGCUCUUACAAGGAGAAAUUUUUUAGUCUGUAUUGCCGCCUUUCUGCUAUCAUAGAGCUGGACUCUCUGAAAACCCAGCAGUCCCUAAGGGAAGCAAUUUCAGAUGGGGAAGUUGCUGCUGCCAAACAAAGACACCAGCAAGUUUUAGACUAUAUACAGCAAAUCGACGAGAUCUGGCGUGAAAUGAGAUGGAUCACAGAGGCGCUGCAGUAUGCCAGGUACAAACAGCCAGUGGCUGGCUUGCUCAUAACAAAGCUUGUGGACCUGUCGGAAGAGCAGAAUCAGAAGAAAAUAAAUUCAACAUCCUCUCAUCUAGAUUGUCUUCCAUCACCACCACCCUCACCAGAGAUCAGGAGCCAGAGGAGAAAAGCCCUGAGUGAUUCCCAGCCCUGCUCGGAUGAAGAAGGCUGCUCUGAAGUAUUUCUUCCAACUGACAGCGACUAUGAUUCUAGUGAUGCAUUGAGCCCCAGAGAACUGGAUUUGGUUUAUUCAUCCUCACAUGACAUAUCCCAACAGGCAGUGGGUGGUCUGGGUGGCAGUGCACCUGACGUCCUCCAGGUCCAUGAUAUGAAGCCUCACCUGACUUUGAAAGAAGACCCGAAAGGGGGAAGUGACUUGGAUGCCAGUGCUGAAUACUGCACGGAGUACAUGAACAGUCUGACCAUGGGAGAGUUCACGUCAAAAAGCCUGGACAAGACUUCCAACUCCAGGCAGCCUUUGAGUUUCCUGGGGAAAAAAAAAAAGCUAGGGAAACAUCAGCACUAUAAUUACUUCAGCCGGCACCAUCGCUGGCUGCGAGUGCACAGCGAGACGCAGCCCGCCUCUCUUUCUGAGGGUGUGUAUACACAGCAUCUCGCAGGAGCCACGGAAUUAUCACAGGAGCCUACCUCCAGCAAGCAAAUAAGGAUCCCCAUCGAUAGUCCUCGGAGCACUUUCUUACCUCAUGCUUCGAGCCUCCCAGAAGAUGGGAAAGGCAAGUACCAUGAAUCGAAGCCGAAUAUCCGUAGGAUCUAUGUGGAGCCCUACAAAACCACGUUAUUAGGCGAAGAGGGCAAGCCCUGGGUGCUGAGCAUGCAGUCUGUAGAACGCGGAGAUUUGCACGAUACCACAGGACAAGAAAUGGGUUUGGAUGAUCAAUCAAAUUCUCCCAUCUUUGAAGUAUUCAGUAGCACGCUUUAGGAGU